CUGUGGGCAGAUGCGUUGACCAAGUGCCUGCCUGCUGGACCGUUGGAGAGGUUUCGGAAGGGCAUUGGGCUCUACAGCGAGAAGAAGGAGACGCAGGGAGGAGAGAAUGACCUUAGAGAGGCGGUGGUCAAAGGUGUGGCCGCGGUGGCGGUGGGAGGAACCCUUUUGUCGAUGAGGAGGUUGGCUGGUGGACCGCCGGAGAUGGGCGAGAUUGGUGGUGCUCUCCUGGCAGGAGGGCGCAUGGUGCUGGUCAACCAGGUGAAGAGCGUGGGGAUUCAGAAGGAGACUGGGGGUAAGACCGGGGAGUUUGUGCUCGUCGGCAUUCGCGGAAUCCAGCCCUACGGCGUCCUUUACCGUGAGCUCUUCGGCAAGGUCAAACCCGAGCCCUACGGCGUCCUCUACCGUGAGCUCUUCGGCAAGGUCAAACCCGAGCCCUACGGCGUCCUCUACCGUGAGCUCUUCGGCAAGGUCAAACCCGAGCCCUACGGCGUUCUCUACCUUGAGCUCUUUGGCAUGGUUGAACUCGAGCCCUACGGCGACUUCGUCCUGGAACACCACGAGAGG
Messenger RNA from Effrenium voratum, 564 nucleotides. Lineage: Eukaryota; Dinophyceae; Suessiales; Symbiodiniaceae. The record is from the annotation of a GenBank genome assembly.